UUAAAGAGAGUAGUUUUCAUGUUCUUUAUUUUAACCAAAUUAAGAUGAAUUGUUCUCCUCCUUGAUUUGCCUGUCUAGUAGGGUGAUCAGGUCAUAAUUGGACUAUUAUUGAAAUUGAUUUAAUAUUGCUUGGCGUUGGUGUGCUGCAAUCUAUUUAAAAUAUUAUUUUUUUCUAGAUCUGUCCAUAACUUAGACUUCUCAACAAGAGUCAUAAAUAUAUAAAAUGGAGCAAGCUGUCCUCUUAUAUAGUGAAUUAAUUUGUGGAUUUUAGCGGAUCAGCUGAAAGAUGAGGAUCCGUAGCCAUUCAUGUAUUUCUCUUUUGCUUCUCUUCUCCCUUUUCUCUUCCUUGCAGAGUCCAACACAGGCUGCCAAAAAGUCUUAUGUGGUGUAUUUGGGGAGGAAUUCUCAUGGAUCUGAAUCUUCUUCUGCAUUGGAUAUCAGUAAAAAGACCGAGUCCUACCAUGAGUUAUUGGGUUCUUGCAUGAAAAGCAAGGAGAAGGCAAAAGAAGCAAUAUUUUAUUCCUACUCAAGUUAUAUCAAUGGAUUUGCUGCAACACUUGAAGAUGAAGAAGUUGACGAAAUCUCAAAGCGGCCAGAAGUGGCAUCAAUUUUUCCUAAUGAAGAGAGUGAAUUGCAUACGACAAGAUCAUGGGAGUUUCUUGGACUAGAGAGAAAUGGAAAAAUUCCACCGGACUCUAUCUGGGUUAAGGCAAGAUUUGGUGAAGAUGUAAUUAUUGGAAAUCUUGACACUGGUGUCUGGCCCGAGUCAGAAAGCUUCAGUGAUGAAGGGAUGGGACCUAUUCCAUCAAAGUGGAAAGGAUAUUGUGAUACAAAUGAUAGAGUUAAAUGUAACAGGAAGCUUAUUGGUGCAAGAUACUUCAACAAGGGCUUCCAAGCUUCUGUAGGCCUGCCCCUUGAUCCAUCCUACAACACUGCACGAGAUACUGAUGGUCAUGGCACCCACACUCUCGCUACGGCAGGUGGACGCUUUGUUUCAGGAGCUAAUUUCUUGGGUUCAGCCAAUGGAACUGCAAAGGGAGGGUCACCUAAUGCCCGAGUUGCUUCCUACAAGGUUUGCUGGCCAGGUUGCAAUGAUGCUGAUAUAUUGGCUGCCUUCGACGCUGCAAUUCAGGAUGGGGUUGAUAUCUUGUCUGUUUCACUUGGAAGUCGUCCUCGCCAUUACUUUGGUCAUGGAAUUUCAAUGGGGUCUUUCCAUGCUGUUAAAAAUGGGAUUCUUGUAGUUUGCUCUGCAGGGAAUUCUGGGGGGCAAGGUGGACGUGUCUCCAAUGUGGCUCCCUGGAUUCUCACAGUUGCAGCUAGCACAAUUGAUCGGAAUUUUGCAUCAAAUGUCAUCCUCGGAAAUAACAGGCUAUUCAAGGGCCUGAGUUUCAAUACCAAUACUUUGCCUGCUAGGAAGUAUUAUCCCUUGGUUUACUCUGUUGAUGCUAAAGCUGCCAACGUCUCUGCUCUCAGCGCACAAUCCUGUUCUCCUGAAUCCCUUGAUCCAGAAAAGGUAAAAGGAAAAAUUGUGUAUUGUCUUCAUGCAAGGGUUGAGAUGAGCUGGGUAGUUGCUCAGGCUGGUGGCGUUGGGGUGAUCCUCGCUGAUCAGUUACCUCAAGCGACGAUCUCCCCUCAAGCCCACUUUCUUCCUACUGCACAUGUCUCUGCAGCUGAUGGCCUUUCUAUUUUAGCUUAUAUAUAUAGCACAAGGCAUCCAGUAGCUUAUAUAAGUGGUGCUACAGAAGUUGGAGCUGUGGCUGCUCCUAUCAUGGCUUCAUUUUCAUCUUCUGGACCUAAUGCAAUCAAUCCAGAGAUCCUCAAGCCUGAUAUCACUGCUCCUGGAGUCCAUAUUUUAGCUGCCUAUACAGAAGCUUCAGGGCCUACUUCUCAAUCAUUUGACAAGCGCCAUCUUCCAUUCAAUAUUAUAUCUGGUACUUCAAUGUCCUGUCCCCAUGUUUCUGGCAUUGCUGGCCUUCUCAAAAGCUUGCAUCCAGAAUGGAGUCCUGCUGCAAUUAAGUCUGCAAUUAUGACCACAGCAACAACUACGAGUAAUGUUAGACAACCGAUUGCCACUGAUUUUCUUCAAGAGUCAAACCCAUUUGACUAUGGUUCAGGACAUAUCAGGCCAAGCCGCGCAAUGGACCCUGGCUUGGUUUAUGACUUGACCACCAAAGAUUACCUGAAUUUUCUGUGCUCCAUUGGCUAUAAUGCAACCGAAAUGUCAGCAUUUGCUGAUAAGCCAUACAACUGCCCAUCCAAAAACAGUAGUUUGUUGGACUUAAACUAUCCAUCAAUCACUGUCCCUAAUCUCUCUGGGAAAGUCACAUUGACGCGAACCUUGAAGAAUGUGGGAACUCCAGGCUUAUAUACAGCUCGCACCAAUGCACCUGAAGGAAUAACAGUUAAGGUUGAACCAAUGAGAUUGAAAUUCAACAAGACAAAUGAAGAGAAAAGUUUCAAGGUAACACUAAAGGCUGAGGAAAAUGCAAGCGACUUUUAUGCAUUCGGUGGGCUUGUAUGGUCAGAUGGGGUGCACAAUGUAAGAAGUCCUAUAGUGGUGAAGAAGAAAGAUGCAGGCUCAGCUUAAACUAUGUUAAUUUUUAUCAAUAAAUUUGUUCAAAUUCUCUAAUCAAGCAACCAUAAUUAAGAACAUGGCAAGAGAAUUUAGAUUAUUUCCAUUUAUUUGUUGAGAACACCUUGUGUGAUUCUGUCUUGAGUCUCCCAUAAUGCAACUCCAAACAGAAAAUCUGAUUUCCCAA
Messenger RNA from Hevea brasiliensis (rubber tree), 2759 nucleotides. Its product is annotated as subtilisin-like protease SBT5.3. Gene Ontology annotation, molecular function: serine-type endopeptidase activity. The transcript is spliced from 10 exons. The coding region runs from base 287 to 2587 and encodes 766 amino acids. The record is from RefSeq and is a predicted model, not a curated record. NCBI's taxonomy places the organism in Eukaryota, Viridiplantae, Streptophyta, Magnoliopsida, Malpighiales, Euphorbiaceae. Gene Ontology annotation, biological process: proteolysis.